Messenger RNA from Metopolophium dirhodum (rose-grain aphid), 2278 nucleotides. RefSeq names its product N-acetylglucosaminyl-phosphatidylinositol de-N-acetylase (gene PIG-L). Gene Ontology annotation, cellular component: endoplasmic reticulum. The coding region runs from base 254 to 1051 and encodes 265 amino acids. The record is from RefSeq and is a predicted model, not a curated record. Gene Ontology annotation, biological process: GPI anchor biosynthetic process. Gene Ontology annotation, molecular function: N-acetylglucosaminylphosphatidylinositol deacetylase activity. NCBI's taxonomy places the organism in Eukaryota, Metazoa, Arthropoda, Insecta, Hemiptera, Aphididae. The transcript has 5 exons.
UUUUUCAUAGUGAUUAGUGAAGUGUCUUAUAAGUUUAAUACGUCUGAACUCCUGAAGCUGAAAAGUUAAAAUUGAAAUCUGAAUAUUAUCUGAUAUUCUGCUCUUUAGAUCAUGGGACUUCGAAAUUUGUACAUGCCUGAUCUUCGUUUAUAGUUUUAAUAGUACUUAUUUAGUAGUAGACAGUUUUAAGUACUAAAGUACUGUGAACUGUUCAACAAUAACGCAUCGAUCCUAUAUACAGUCUAAGAACACAAUGUUGUAUAAAAUAUUCCAUCAAAACAUUUUCGAAGUCAUAGACCUGAGUUCGGCUAUGCUCAUGACAGCGUCGGUUCUCGUCGUUGGAUACGUCUGGACAUGUUUGCGGGCCUCACGCAGGCAGAAGAUGCUCGAGCUGGAGAACACACCUCACAGGGUGCUAUUGAUCACCGCACAUCCCGACGAUGAGUGUAUGUUUUUUGGCCCGGUCAUACAGAAGCUGUCAAAAAUGAAAGACGUACACCUUUUCUUGAUGUGUCUGUCCGUUGGUGACUUUGAAGGUAAGGGCUCACUGCGCAAAGCUGAACUGUACGAAAGCUGCAAUAUAUUGGGCAUUGAAGAGGGCAAUAUACUGCUGUGCAAAAAUACAUUGCUUCCGGACAACCCACGUGUGGACUGGGACACAAUUUUACUGUCCGAUAAGAUUGCUGAGCACGUAGAACAAUUAGAAAUAGAUACUGUUUUGACAUUUGACAGUUAUGGUGUUAGUGGCCAUCGUAAUCAUAUAUCAAUUUACCUAGCAUUAUUCCAUUUGGUUUAUAAUAAAUUGCUUCCAGGUUACUGUCAUUUAUAUUCACUGGAUUCAGUCAACACUUUACGGAAAUAUGUCAAAUGUAUUGAUGGGUUAUUCAAUAACACCUCAGACUUUAAAUGUACUAUUUCAACAACAGAACAAAAUUGUGUUACAAAAGCAAUGCAAGCACAUGAUUCUCAGUACAUUUGGUUCAGAAAACUGUAUAUGAAAUUUUCUAGAUAUACUAGAGUAAACACCUUUACAACCAUUUCUGCUGAAUAACUUUUGACUUGUAACCAUAGAAUAAUAUUAGUUUUUAUUUAUUUAUACAUUUAAGUAGUUCAUGACUGUGAUAAUUUGAUUACUAUAACAGUUUUAACAUUUCUCAUUAUUGGCAUUAUUUGUUAUUAUUGUUUAUAUAUAUUUUUUUUGUACAGUUUACAUCUUCCAAAAAUUGUUGUCCUUGUAACUAAAGAUUGAAAUGCCAAAAUGUAUUACUGAAAUAAACUAUAAAUUUGUUUUUAUCAAUCUGAUCAUAAUUAUUUAGCUUUAAAUUUAGAUAAGCCAUGUUUAAAAUAAUUUAAUACAAAUAUCAAAACAAGCCAACUAUAUCUCAUUGAUUACAUAAUUAUAAUUAAAUUUACUAUUUAGUAUAUAAAAAAGCCAAAAAUUAGAAUUGUUAUUGACUGCAAUUGUUAUUGAAAAUUUUAGUACAAAGUACAAAAUAUGUAAAAAAUUAACAAUUUAUGUAUGAUACUAAUUACAUAAUAUACCUAUAUCACUAUUGAAUUUAAAUUCUAUAAUCUAUAGUCAUAACCAGGAACUAGAUCUAUUUAAUCUAUUCUGAGCUAUGAAUAUUAAGGGAUGUCAGCGCACUAUUUUGUUUUUCUCUGACCGCUACAAGGCAAAUUUGUGUUCAGUAGAACCAAUCGUGUUUUGUCAGUUAAAACUAGAGUGAAUCGACCUAUUAUACAACAUAUGGCUAAGAACAUUAUCAGUCUGUGUACGUUGGCUUUUUUAUGAUUAUCAAAUUGUUCAGCGGUAAAUAAAUAUUUUUAAACUGUAAUAUUUUAUAUACUUAUAGUUUUAACUUGCAUACAAAUUGGAAUAUUGUAAAUAUUGUAAUGCUAAGAACAUUAUCAGUCUGUGUACGUUGGCUUUUUUAUGAUUAUCAAAUUGUUCAGUGGUAAAUACAUAUUUUUAAACUGUAAUAUUUUAUAUACUUAUAGUUUUAACUUGCAUACAAAUUGGAAUAUUGUAACUAACUUAGUUUAUAAUAGAAUUCACUCUAAUAUCAAAGCUAAUUAUACAAGAUUUGUUUUGUUAAAAGAAAAUUUGCCAUUUUUCAAGUAGGUCCGAGAUAAAACAAAAUAGUGUGUUGACAUAUUCUUAAUGAUAAAAUAUUUUAUCACAUAAAUAAUGGUCGAUAAGUGCUGCCUUAUAAUAAGUUGUAUGUAUUUUAAGUCUCCGGCAUUGCCAAUAUGCAGUUACCACAAGGCACAUAUUCGU